Fusarium fujikuroi IMI 58289 is the source of this 1071-nucleotide messenger RNA. RefSeq lists its product as uncharacterized. The transcript has a single exon. Gene Ontology annotation, biological process: secondary metabolic process. Bases 1 to 1071 code for a protein of 356 amino acids. The record is from RefSeq and is a predicted model, not a curated record. Lineage: Eukaryota; Fungi; Ascomycota; Sordariomycetes; Hypocreales; Nectriaceae.
AUGGUGUCUCUGUCUCAAGCGCAGCAAACCAACGCCUCGGCUGCUUCAAAGCUCCCAGCCGGUCUCGUCGCCGUCUUCGCUGGUGCAACAGCCGGUAUUGGCGAGACAGCUCUCAAAGCAUUUGCCAAAUAUACUACACAGCCCAAAAUCUAUUACAUCGGUCGUUCUCAGGAGGCGGGUGAUAGACUACAAAUUGAGUUGAAGGAGUUGAAUCCCGAGGGAGAAUAUGUCUUCAUCAAGAAGGACAUGAGCUUGUUGAAGAAUGUGGAUGAGGUUUGUCGGGAUAUCAAGAGCAAGGAGACAGUCUUGAAUGUCUUAUUCUUAAGUCGGGACACUAAGAAUCGGUGUUGGCAAGUCUUCCAUCGUCAUCCAACUGUUACUUUGCGCAUGCUAAUAGACUUAGAUACCGAAGAAGGGCUGCCUCUGGUCACCGGCCUAACCAUCUACUCUCGCAACCGUCUCACAGUCAAUCUCCUCCCACUGCUAAAGAAGUCACCGUCUCUUCGUCGUGUAAUAAGCGUCAUGGCUGGUACGCACGAGGGUAAGCUCUUCUCCGACGAUAUAGCAGCUCGCAACAUCCCCUUUACCAGCAUUCACAACUCCCGAGGGCACAUGUGCUCGGCCCUGACUCUGUCCUUGGAAGCACUGGCUCGUCAAGCACCAGAAGUUUCCUUCAUUCACAACUUCCCUGGCUCUGUUGAUACAAACCUAAUCCGCAGUGGAGACGGUUUCAUGAUGCAGGUCAUGAAGUAUUGGUUCAAGGUCAGCAUGACUGUGAGGAGACAGUGGUUACCUAAGGAGGAGUGUGGAGAGAGACAUGCGUGGUUGUGUUUGACUGGGAGAUAUCCUGAUAAAGAGGGCAGUGAGAAUGGCAUCAAAGAGGGAGAAGUUGCUGUUGGUACUGACGGGAAAAGGGGAAGUGGUGUCUAUAGUGUUGAUUGGGAUGGUGAGAGUGCUUCGGGUGAAGUUGUCAAGCUGCUCGAUGGAUUCAAGGAGGAAGGCCUUGUGGAAAAGGUCUGGAAAGAUCAAGAGAAAGAAUUUAUUAGAAUUACUGGUGUAACUUUUAUUUAG